Molecule: messenger RNA, 5698 nt
Organism: Styela clava
Lineage: Eukaryota; Metazoa; Chordata; Ascidiacea; Stolidobranchia; Styelidae
Product: rho-related BTB domain-containing protein 1-like
Biological process (GO): small GTPase-mediated signal transduction
Molecular function (GO): GTP binding; protein binding; GTPase activity
Source: RefSeq, a predicted model, not a curated record
CUUACUUCUUGUGUAAAAUCCAGGAAAACUUGACCUGACAGCCUGACAUGUUUUUAUCAAACAAUACAGAUCAUUUAAAUUAGUUACAAUACAGCAAUAAAAGAAACUCUUGCUCAAUGCACGUGCAUCACAAAUGGAUGAAUAAAACAUUUUUCUUCAAUGGACUGGAUAGGUCCGUAGAAUGGCUUCAACAACAGAAAAUCCGAGUGAGGAAAACAUCAAAUGUGUAGUGGUUGGGGAUAAUAAUGUGGGUAAAACACGACUGGUUUGUGCGAGAGCUCACUCUCAAUAUGGACCCAACAAUAAGUAUCGGAGAUAUGGCGGAACUCAUAUACCUACUGUAUGGGCAAUCGAUCAUUAUAGAAAUGACAACGAUGUUCUAGAUAAAGCAAGAGAUUGCAUUGAUGGAGUAAAUGUGUCCUUACGAUUAUGGGAUACAUUUGGUGAUCACAAUAAAAAUCGAAAAUUUUCUUAUGGAAGAGCUGACGUUAUUAUAAUUUGUUUCUCUAUAUGCGACUCUAAAUCUCUUCAUAGCGUCAAAACGUUUUGGUAUCCUGAAGCUCGACGGCAUUGCAAAGGAGUCCCAAUUAUCGUUGUCGGAUGUAAAAUAGAUCUUCGUUUCGCAGAUUUGGAUGAUUUGAACAAGCAUAAAAAUACUCUUGCCAAGAAAAUAUCCUCUAAUGAUAUUCUCUAUCCCGAAAUUUGUCGUCAGACGGCGAGUGAAAUUGAAUGUCCAUAUUAUGAAACAAGUGUUUUUAAGGGAUUUGGAAUUAAGGAAGUUUUUGAAAAUACUGCUCGUGCUGCACUAAUGUACAGGCGCAAGAUGUAUUUAUAUCGCAAUGUUCAUUUACGUCAUGUGCAAAAACCAUUGCUUCAAAGGCCAUUGAUUCCACCCAAACCAGAACCGCCGAAAAUGCUUCUUCAACUUCCCGAGUGCUCUUUAAAUUUUUCUGCUUUGUUCAAUAAUCCUACUUACUCUGAUUUACUUGUUGUUGGAGAAAAUUUUAAAUUUCAUGCUCAUAAGGUUAUUCUUGCCAUUUCUUCGGAUAAACUUCAUCGCUUAUUCACUCUGUGCCCAGCUAAUCAUAGAACAACUGAAUCCGAAUCAUCUGAGCAAUUAUUAAAAAAAAAAGUUAUGGCAGACAAUUCAUCAAAUGACGUUUUUAUUGUGACUAUUAAAAAUGAGUCAAGCCAUACAAUUGAAUGUAAAAAUUUUGAAGAUCAGGUUGUCCCUGAUUUACUUGAACCUACUGAAAGUUGCACAACAAGCCCAGAUAUUAUUGAGUCAAACUCCACUUCUUUAGUUUCAGAAGAUAAACGAAAAAGCACUUUUUCAUUUCUUUCAAGCUACAAAACAAAGGGUGAUCAAACCGACUGUGAUUUGUUACGACUAACGCCAGAUAUCUCUCAGUUUGCCUUCAUGAAUAUUUUGUACUACUGUUAUUAUGGAUAUUUAAGCCCUGAUGUACUCAAACCGAAUUGGUUCAAAGAUAAUAUCCAACAGUUCACAGACCUUUUUCUGGCAAGUCAGAAAUUUGGGUUGCUUCAACUGUCUAAUUUACUCACUGUGGUUUUGAAUGAUGAGUCAGGAUCAAAACUAUUACUCCAGAAAUUUGAUCAUUUUAGAAAAAAUGCUAUACGUAAACUACUUCUCGGAAAAGAGCUUUUCUCUGAUAUAACUUUUCAAGCUGAUGAUGGAAACUUGUCAGCGCAUAAAGCUUUUCUCGUUUGUUCGUCUGAAUUGAUGAGUGCAAUGUUUGGAAGUCCUUUCGUCGAAAGUGGAAAUAAAAUAGUACCCCUUCCUGGUUCCACAAUUUCUUGUUUGCAAACUGUAUUUGAGUUUCUUUAUACGAAAACUGUUUUAUUAUUUCCAUCUGAAUAUCUUGACGUCAUUGCUCUCGCAAAUCGACUUUGCUUGCCUGAUUUGAUUAAUAUGUUGGAGAUCAAUAUUAUCGAGGAAUUCAAGAAAAAGUGUGACUUAACGAUGACUCGUGAUCUUCAUGAAAGCAUUGUGAUGAUGUUAGAAAUAGCCCAGCUGCAUAAUGCUCACAAUCUUGCAGAGUGGUGCAUCCAUCACAUUACUAUUAACUACAAUGAUGUAUGCCGCAAAUCAAAAAUGAUUAAGACCAUGUCGCAAGCGAAUCAAAGCAUUUUGGAACAACUAAGGUGGCCUCCGGUUUGGUAUAUAAAAGAUUUUGAUAACUACGAAAGGGCUUUAAAAAAGAAGGCUUUGCAAGAGAAAGAAGAACAAAAAGGCAAAGGAAAUAAAAAAUCUUGACUGAUUGUUUUCAUACGCUGUUGUUGUUGUUAGCAUAGUACAUUCCAGUUUUCUUGACUAAAGGUUUUACAUCACAAAUUGUAUCAUACUUUGGUUUCAGCUGUGAUUUCUCAGCCAAUAGAGCCGAUCUUACCCUAACCCAGGGUAUUCAUGUUGUCAUUCACUGAUUUUGCUUUAAAUAGAAUCAUAAACAAUAGAAAUACCCAUGUAUUUAAUAUAUGAUAGUUUUGGAAAAAAUUGCCUCCUGCAUAGAUGGCUUCAACCAUUAUCGGAAUGACAUAUUAUUAUCCUUCAGUAUUUUCUAUCAUUCAUCUUUAUUCAGAAAUACUCGUCAUGUAUAAAUGACUCUAAAAGACUAUUACAGUACUGGAUUGAUAUGUACUGCACUUUUAUUUUUUUUAUUUUAUCUAUCAUUUAUAGUUGGAUCUGGUGUAAAUUUAGUUUCUUAUGUUCCUCUUUUCUUCUUACUAUAUUUUUUUCCCUUCUUGGUCAGUAUUACGCAAGCAAUCUGUACUUUUGUAAUUGUGAUAUUAUUUUAUUAUCAUGCCAAAACACUGACCACAGUAGAGCUGCCUGUUCUCGUUAUUAUCGAACCAUAUGUUAACUUCCACAUUGCACUUAAUGAAAUUGCAAAAUGAUGAGUAAUUUGGCAGUGAGGUAAAUAAAGAAUUCUGUAAAUCUUUUUAUAGAAGAAUUUAGAUUUAAUCAGUAUUUUCACAUCUAAAAUGAAAGAUUGGUGGAAAAAUAAUUUGAACUUAUAAUUAAAUUAUGGAAUACCUAUUUUCUCUACCCAUUAUAACUUAGACCAUUUAUAUUUGGUGUGAGACGUUUUAUUACGCUAUGGUUCCAAUGUAUUUGUUUUUUCUUAUUCUACACAGAAUAUAUUCUAUAAUAGUAGUGUAACAAAACUUCAAUAUUUAAUUAUAAUAUAUCAAUUUCUGUUAUUAUAAAUUCUUUCAUUUCUUGCCCUCCAUAUUCACCUGUGUGUUUCAUUUUCUCUUUAUAAUUAAUAGGUUCCGGGUGUUCUGUAUAUCACUCUUCUUGAGUUUUUCUAUUCCAAGAUUCAUUUUAUGUAUUCAAUAGAAUUAUCAAUAGUUGGUGUUGUAAUAACAUAUGUAGUCCAUUGUUAUACUCAUACAGUUAGUUUGGAAAAGAAACCUUUUUUUAUUUUACUACUUUCCUGGAAAUUCAAUACCACAAAAUGUAGGAGUGAUCGAAUUGGUUAUUAUCUGGCCAUUAAUUUUUAUUUUGGAUUUUGUACUGUAAUUGGAUCAGUAAACUUGGAAAAUUGAACUAAAAUUUAGUUGCGUUGGACAUUAAUCGUGAUUCAACUCUGAAUCUAAAAUACCUUUUUAAAAUUUUAUUUAAACUAUGUCAAUUUCUCAUACUAAUUUCUAUAGUCAAUUUGGAUAUAUCAUACAUAUACUAAUAUAAUUAUGGAUUUCUGAAUUUGAUGAAUAUCUGUAUAUUAUUACAUCACACUGCAUUUACUUAUAUUUUUAAUAUUUUAAAUUGGCCUGAUAUUAGAAUGCUGGUGUUUCCAAUCAUUCUUUAUUUGCUUAGAAUUCGAAAACUUAAAAAUACCACGAUUUGUUUAAUCAUCUGUUUAGUGCAUUUAUCAUUUACAACCAUGUUGAUAAUUAAAUGAUGUAUACUAGAAUUGUAUUCUAAAACCUUAUAGGUGUCACUGCUCAAAACUUUUUUGAAUCAUUCUCAUGUUUCGUGUGCACAUUGUAUUUGUUACGUACUGGUAUGUUCCCAGAUCUUCCAUAUCCCUCUAUUUUUUAUUAAUGGAAGUGUCACAUUGAUGUAUGUAAUUGUAAAUAUCACAGUCACAGACUCACAGCUCAACAAAAUUCAUCGGUCAAAUUUCAACGUCUCUGAUUUUCAAAAUGGAAAGAAAUUCUACUUUCUGGUAAUGAUAGAUAGCGCUGGUCGCUUCUUUAUGUUUCAUAAUAUGAUUGUAAUAUAUUUACUUAUAUUUAAAAGGUCUUCGAUUGUAAUAGUACCAAGUGUGAUUUUUACAGCCUAUUAAUAAGAGUAGGCUAUUAACUUGGUCAUGAUUGGGUAUAUUUAUGCCAUAACUGUAUUACAUUUGAUUCCAACUCAAAUGUUACAAAUGCUGCCUGAAAUACAGAUGUUGACCAUGGUACGAACCACAGAGUUUGGUAUUUGCUUCCUUUUUUCUUCUGAUAUUUCUCCUACAUAAAUCACUAUAUCUUCAUGUUGAUCACACCUGAAACGACACGAACAUAAAGGUUUUCUUUGUGUUUUGUGUUACCAGUUGAGAUAUUGUAUGUUUUAAUCUGCUUGUCUGAUGGCUUAUAAUUCCUAAUUUCUAAAUAAAAAUAUUCUAACUUAUUCCUAAAUUUAAAAAUUCAAUAUAUAUCGAAUAUAAUGAAUUUUUAUUGUAUUCGAUUCGUUUUGGACAAUCCUGGUUUAGAUUCUUUAUUUCUCUUUGACUGACUGCUUUGUUUCAUACAUUUGGGAGCUUGGUAUCGGUGUGCUUCAUUUAAAUUUAUUCGUUAUCUGACUUAAUAAUCUACUCAGAUUAGUAGAUUAUAUUUUACAGUUUGUUCAAAAAUAAAACAGUACAGCAAAUAUAGUGCAAAAUUUUAUAGCUGUCUUGGUAUACUUCUGAAAUAUAAUAGAAAUAUUUGACAAUGUGAUUAAUGUGUUUUGGUAAAAUAUAUUAGUAAUACAAUUUCACAGUCAUUUGUAUAGCUUUGUGCUUGCAAGAAUACUAUUUUUCUUCGUGCCUUAUUUGUUUUUCUUUUGCUGCCUAUUUAUGUCAUUUGUUUCAAUUUCUAAAAUUAAAUUUCAUUCAAGUUUUCUGUAUUUUCUGAUAUGUCUGUUAUCAUCUUUAAGGUAAUGCUAUCAAUUUGAUUGCAUUAGAAUUAGUUAGGAAUGUCAUAUUCAUAUUUGAUGGACGGUUUUGUGGGGCUCUGAUGGAUAUUUCCACUGCCUUUCAUAUACAAUGGGUUUAAAAUGACUGUUUUGGGGGGUUUAUCCUGAUUUAACUCAAUUUAUUAUGACAUUAGUAAGAUUAUGAACGAAAGUUGACCUAGGGAUGAAAUUCAAAAUUUGAACCAAACCAACUUUGCUGAUGUUGAAGCUUUAUAGUUAUCACCACACCACGCAUGUCAUUUACUUUUAUUAUUGGAGUCAUAAGAGAACUCCUAUAUAUUCACAGAUGCUUGGUGGACCUAUUCGAUUAUUUUAUGUACCGGUAAUUGUUUCUCAUGUUCAUUUUCCAUUGAGAAUGUUACAUCAUAAUGUUAUAAUUGCAUUUGCUAUUUCUUUAUCUGACUGAUAGCUCAAAUUGUGAUGUUGAGGAAAGUGGGCUUCUGACUUCUUGUUAACAAAGUAUCUUUCUUUACUGUUUAUUAAACAUAUAUAUAUUGUUGUUUCAAUAUUUAG